GGGCGCGUAGUCUCGCGCCGACCGCCCUCCGGCCCAGCCAGGCGCAGCCCCAGCAGACACCCAGGGGAGCCCUACGCAUGGACGCGCGCGGGAGGGCGGGCCGGGGCCAGGCGGGCCCUCCACGACCAUGACCUCGUGACCAGGCCCGGAGGCGGGCGGAGGCGGGGCGCCGCCGCGGCGUGCGCCACCACCGCGAGGCACUCCUUGGAGCCGGCCAGGCCUGGCGGCCGCCGCCGUAGCGCGGUGACAUGGGCAACCAAGCGACCAAAGAGUAUUCGAAAUACCACCGACACGCCGGCGCCGGCAGUAAGAAGAACGUGCACUGGGAGGAGGCAGAGCGGCCGCAUCCUCCCGGACAGCCGCUGCUGGUGCCCGCCAGCCCCGGGGCGCAGAAUGACGUCGUCACUGUCCGCUGGGACCCACCCAUCAGCGAUGGAGGCACCACCAUUACGGGCUACCUGGUGGAGCACCGGCGCACGGGCUCCCCGCACUGGGUGCGCGCCACCCCCGGCGUGGUGUCCCGCUGCCAGCUCACGCUGUCGGGGCUCGAGCCGGGCUGGCGCUACCAGUUCAGGGUGUUUGCCGAGAACGGCGCGGGCCGCUCGGACCCGUCUGCCGUGUCCGAGCCGCUCACCGUCACCCUGGCCAAGGGCGUGGCCACGGCGCCGCACUUCUCCAAGGAGCUGCAGGACACGGUGGCCCUCGAGAACGAGAAGGUGGAGCUGACGGUGCGGGUGACGGGUACCCCCGCGCCAAAGAUCUCCUGGUUCAAGGACGGCCUGGAGGUGUUCUCCGGACGGCGGUCGCGCGUCGUCACGGACGGCGAGGGCACCGCCAUCACCAGCACCCUCAUCAUCCACCAGGCGGCGCUGGCCGACGAGGGCGAGAUCAAGUGCGCCGCCACCAACAGGGCGGGCCACGCGGUCAGCAAGGCGAGGCUCCGGCUCGAAGCACCCCCGUCCAUCCGCCUGCCCCGGCAGUACGAGGAAGGCUUGCUGUUCGAGCUGGGCGAGGUGAUCCGCGUCAAGGUCUCGGUGGCGGGUCGCCCCGCGCCCCGCUUGUCUUGGCUGCACAACGGCGAGGUGAUGCGCCCCGGCCCGCGGCACGAGCUCACCACCACCGACAAGGGCGCGUCCCUGAGGGUGUCCGAGGCCAGGCGGUCAGACCGCGGCGAGUAUCAGGUGCGCGCCGUCAACCAGCUCGGCGAGGACGUGGCGGCCUUCCUGGUCACCGUCACAGACCGACCUACGCCGCCGGGGAAGGCCAUGGUGGCCAUGACGCUGGGUCGUUCCGUCACACUUACCUGGGGACCCCCGGAUGACGACGGCGGCUGCAAAAUUGGAAACUACAUCGUCGAGUACUACAGGAUGGGCUGGGACAUGUGGCUCAAGGCGGCCACGUGCCGACAGCUCAACACCACGCUGGGCGACCUCAUCGAGGGCUCCGAGUACAAGUUCCGCGUCAAGGCGGAGAACCCGUACGGCGUCAGCGACCCGGGCGACGAGUCGGAAACCAUCUUCAUCCCCGACCCCAAGAGAGGGAUUAGCGACCCCCCGCAGAGAACCGUGGACGGCUCGGAGAAGGGGAGCGACUGGUGGCACGACAGGAAACGUCACCGGGAGGACGGCGACGAGGCGCAGGACGAGAAGAAGGCCCGCGCCGACGACGGCGGUGGUGGAGGGACACCGACUCGCAAGCGGCCGCCGCCACUCAGCAUGGAGCUGGAGGACGUGUCACCCAUCCCGUCCCCGGUGCCGCGCGCGAGCCGCGCCCCGGAGAAGACCCUGUCCCUGCCCAGGACGAGGAGCGCCGCCCCGGGGGCCGGGCGGGCCGGGUCGCCCCGGAGGGAGGUCCCCCAGGGCGCCGGGGCGCCGGAGCCGCCCAAGCGCCGCAACCGCAGCGUGCCGCGGCGCGGGGACUCGGUGUCUCCGGAGCCGGACUCGCUCAGCAGCUACCUGCCGACGACCCCGGACGAGAUGGGCGUGGUGAAGGGCCGGCUGUACGGCAUCCACCUGUCGACGGACAGCGUCCGCGCCAAGCAGACCCACGGCGGCAUAGAGGAGGUCAUCUACCCGCCGCUGCCCAGCCCGCGGCCGAGCCCGGCCACCAGCCCCGCGCCCAGCAGCCCGAGCCCGCGCCACAGCCCGCGCCGCAGCCCCAUCGGCGGUGGUGAGGUCGUCACCAAGCCCGAGUCCAACGGGGUGCUGGACCUGCGCCAGGUCGAGGAGUACGCCAACAAGUACGAGGCCAAGCUUAUGGAGCUGGAGCGGCGGCAGCGGGAGCUGGAGGAGCGGGGCAGGCAGCGCCAGCUAGAACUAGAACGGGAGCAGAAGACAGAGAUGGACCGUAUGCGGAGGGAGAGGGACGAAGAGAAAGAGGAACAAAAAGCCCGCGAAAGAGAGAGAGAAAAAGACAUCGGCCAGGUCACUAGAAGGAAGUCGGAUGCGGCGGCCGCCGUUCAAAAUAAAGACGGAGGGAAGACCACCGCCGGCGCCGUUCAAGGCCAAGACAGGCUGUUCCCCAGGUCAGAGGAUGGCUCCGUGACCGGCGACUCUUCGGAGUUCCUUCUCGUGCUUCUACCGAAUAGCCGUGCUGCUACCGAGGAAAGGGAGGGGUCCCGGUCCCGGUCCGUGGACGCUGCUGCCCUCCGGAGAAGCGUGGAGGGCGAUGGCGAGGCCUCGGUGGCACCGCCGAUGUCGCUGUCGGCGCCCGAACUGGGCGCCAUCGACCCGGACGUGCCCUUCAUGCGCAACGCCGUCAGCUCCACGGAGCUGCUGCACGAACGGGCCAUGGCGCGCUUCUACCAGGAGGUGGCCGAGGAGGAGGCUGAGAAGGCGCGCCGACGACGCAUGAGCAUCGAGCGGCGUGUCAGCCUGGAGCGGAGACUCAGCAUCGAGCGCAAGAACAGGGAGCGCCUCAAGGGCCGUAUGGACUCGGUGGACGAAGACGCCGAGGAAGAGAUCCCCGUCAACUUCAAGCGCUUCGCCGCGGCCAGGCCCAGCGACGGUUCCGCUCCUCCACCCGCUCCCGAUGCCAAGCCAGCGUCUACCAAAAGGGUCAUGACCUCGGAGGAGCGCGAGCAGGCCGAGUUCGCCGCGCUAAGGGAUAGGCUGAACAGAGUAGCCAAGGACAGCGCGGAGGACACGCGCGUCGUGCGCAGGACGCGGAGUGAGGAGGAGGAGGAGGAUGUCGACGACUACCUCGAGGACGAGGAAAUGGAGGAAGAGGAGGAUGAACUUGGGGAAGAAGAGGAGGAGGAAGACGAAGACAGCGAGGACCUUGCGGAGGACGAGGACAUGCCUCUGGAGCAGCCCGAGGAAGAGUCCGAGGAAGAGACCUACCACCCCCGCUUUGGCGGGCGCUCCUUUGCGGCCGCCGUGGACGACACACCGCCCACCCCACCUCCGCACCGGAAGGUUUCCGAGCCUGAGCUGUUCAUUCCAAAGGCAGAGACAUACACCACUAUGACGGAGCACGACAACGUGGCCAGCGUACUGCUCACCAAGCGACACUCGCCCGUCAAGGGCGAUGUCAAGCCCAAGCCCAUCCUGAAGAAGCGCGGCAGCGUGCGUAGGAACAGCAAGAGCCCCGGAAGCAAGAGUCCGGGAAGCAAGAGCCCACGCAGCAAGAGCCCGGGCCCGCUCAGCCCACUGCUUAAGGCCAGAGAUAAGCUGAGGCACGGGGAACGACGCAAGAGCACCGAUUCUCAGGACAGCGACAAGUCGGAAAAGCGUCGCCUAAGCAAGAUGUUCAAACCCAUCAAGAGAGAGGACGACUCCGAGCCGGACGCGUCUCCCCCGGUCAAGCUUCGGUCCAAGCCCGACAGGCCUCCCGUCGAAGAGUCUGUCGCCGACCCGCGCACCGGGUCCGGACUCACAGUCUCGCCCGAGGCCGACCUGGGCAUCUCGGCGGCAGAGGCUGCCCGCAGCAAACGGGGACUGGCCGCCCCACGAAAAGACUCACUCAAGGAUGAGGCCACCAAUGUCGUCAUUAGCCACUAUAGCGAGCUCGUGCGGACCUACGGGUCGGCAAACAAGCCGCAGCAGCCCAAGUACCUCACCUACGACGAGCUGCGGGCGCGCGCCGAAACCGCAAACGGUUCGGCGGAAGCCGUGGGGCCCGCCGAGCCGCAGCGGGCAGUCCUGUCAAAGUCUUCGCCGCCACCGCCGCCCCAACCUGCCCAACCGGCCCCAGCCCCAGCACCUGCGGCGGCCCCGGUCACAGCCAGCACCGCGCAACAAACACCAGAGCCGGUGGCCACCCCCGUCACCAGCAGCAGCGUUCGCGAAGACCUCCUCGCCCGAAGGGAGUCCAGGAGAGAUCCAUCCGCGACGAGAAAAGACCCCGCUUCAAGGCGGGAGCCCAGCUCCACGCGUAGAGAGCCAUCUGCGGCGAGGAGGGAGGCGUCCGCUGCGAGGAGGGAGCCAUCGGUGUCUAAGAGGGACACGUCCGUCUCGUCGUCUAGGCGGCGGGAACCUUCUGUUGCGCGGGAGCAGUCUGUCCCCAGGAGGGACGCGUCCCUCUCCAAGAGGGAUCCAUCAGUGUCGAGGAGGGACGGCUCGACGAGCCGCAAGCGGGACGGAUCCGUCUCCAGGCGGGACGGCUCGGUGGUGCGCCGUAGUAAAGAGGCACUCGGUGCCGUGGGUCGCGAUAGGACGUUGUCGGAGAGGUCCUCGGUGCACCGGUCGCACACCUCGGUGGCCAGCAGCACGCUGAGCGACGACCUCCGACCGCGGACGCCCGAAGAGGAGCUAGAGCUAGUGCGCCGCGCCGAGGAGAGCGUCAAGUCCACCAUCAGCUACGCGACGGACCUCGGCAUGCUGGUGCUCGCCGUGUGGCUCUUCCUGUUCAGCAGCGAGCUGCUGGCCCUCCCCGUCCUGGCCCUACUCGUGUACCGCCAGGUGAAGGAGGAGGUGCGGCGCCGCACCCCGGCCUGGCUGGUGCGCUUCACAGCUCGCCUCAGGGCGCUGGGGAAGCCCAAGCCCGGCACAGCCCAGCCCGCCGCGGCCAACUUAUAGUUUGCCCACAGUACGGCGUCGAGUGUUCGAACGUCAUUUACCUACCAGAAGGAUGGAACUUUAAAUUAGCAAAGCUAUUCAGAUCACUGGUGGUCAGGGAAAAAGAACAGCCCUUUGAAGUUGCGCAUAAACUCCCUGACUAAUACUUUUGGUGCUACCCUGUUUUUUUACAUGUACAAUACUGACGUGUAUUCUAGUACCUGUUAAUGCGACAAGUGGGACACUUUCAACGUCAUUGAACUGAGCAGUGAAAUUAAUGAUGCAAUACAUAUGCAUGUAAAUUGUUAAUUGUGACAGUACUGAGUUGUAUCGAUUGAGUUAUUGUUUUUGUUUCUUUUUCUUAUCUAAAAAUAAAGAAUCUGGAGGGAA
Frankliniella occidentalis (western flower thrips) is the source of this 5387-nucleotide messenger RNA. It is a transcript of the gene MnM, whose product is annotated as serine/arginine repetitive matrix protein 2. NCBI's taxonomy places the organism in Eukaryota, Metazoa, Arthropoda, Insecta, Thysanoptera, Thripidae. The coding region runs from base 249 to 5018 and encodes 1589 amino acids. Gene Ontology annotation, molecular function: protein binding. The transcript is spliced from 9 exons. The record is from RefSeq and is a predicted model, not a curated record.